This is a messenger RNA of Miniopterus natalensis, 1623 nucleotides long. RefSeq names its product nicotinamide nucleotide adenylyltransferase 2 (gene NMNAT2). NCBI's taxonomy places the organism in Eukaryota, Metazoa, Chordata, Mammalia, Chiroptera, Miniopteridae. Gene Ontology annotation, biological process: NAD+ biosynthetic process. The record is from RefSeq and is a predicted model, not a curated record. Gene Ontology annotation, molecular function: nicotinamide-nucleotide adenylyltransferase activity; nicotinate-nucleotide adenylyltransferase activity. Gene Ontology annotation, cellular component: Golgi apparatus.
GAGCAGAGCAGCACGAACGCCGCCUCGGAUCUCGCCGGGGAGGCAAGCGUUAAGGGGAGGCGGGGAGUGACGCGCUUUGCGUCUGGAGCGGCUCCUUGGAGUCCACGGCAUCCAGCGCCCGAGCCUCGCCUUCCUUUCUCCCUCCGCAGACAUCGAGACACAAAAAGAGAAGCGGCUCCUGGACCAGCGAGGGGACCAUGACCGAGACCACCAAGACGCACGUCAUCCUGCUCGCCUGCGGCAGCUUCAAUCCCAUCACCAAAGGGCACAUUCAGAUGUUCGAAAGAGCCAGAGAUUAUCUGCACAAAACUGGAAGGUUCAUUGUGAUUGGCGGGAUCGUCUCUCCUGUCCACGACUCCUAUGGAAAGCAGGGCCUUGUGUCGAGCCGGCAUCGUCUCAUCAUGUGUCAGCUAGCCGUCCAGAACUCCGAUUGGAUCAGGGUGGACCCAUGGGAGUGCUAUCAGGACACCUGGCAGACGACCUGCAGCGUGUUGGAACACCAUCGGGACCUCAUGAAGCGGGUGACUGGCUGCAUCCUUUCCAACGUCAACACACCCUCCAUGACACCCGUGAUCGGACAGCCCCAAAACGAGAACUCCCAGCCAAUUUACCAGAACAAUGUGUCCACCAAGCCCACUGCAGCCAAGAUCUUGGGGAAGGUGGGAGAAAGCCUAAGCCGGAUCUGCUGUGUCCGCCCGCCCGUGGAGCGCUUCACUUUUGUGGAUGAGAAUGCCAACCUGGGCACGGUGAUGCGGUACGAGGAGAUUGAGCUGCGGAUCUUGUUGCUGUGUGGCAGUGACUUGCUGGAGUCCUUCUGCAUCCCAGGGCUCUGGAACGAAGCAGAUAUGGAGGUGAUUGUCGGGGACUUUGGGAUCGUGGUGGUGCCCCGGGACGCGGCCGACACAGACCGAAUCAUGAACCACUCCUCAGUGCUCCGCAAAUACAAAAACAACAUCAUGGUGGUGAAGGAUGACAUCAACCAUCCCAUGUCUGUUGUCAGCUCAACCAAGAGCAGGCUGGCCCUGCAGCAUGGGGACGGCCACGUCGUGGAUUACCUGUCCCAGCCCGUCAUUGACUACAUUCUCAAGAGCCAGCUGUACAUCAACGCGUCGGGCUAGCGGCCACACAGCCCCUGCUCCACUCCCCCCGUGUCCUCCGCCAGCACACUGGCCCCUGCGGCCCCUCCGGUCCCCGUCAGUCCCUGUCUCUCUCCUGCCUCUCUGUCCCUCCAUCUCAUCUUGACUGUUCUCCCGGUCGCCGACUCGAGCCCCCACAGUGUGGGGACCUGCAGGAACCACGGCAUCCCUCCUUCGCAGUCAUCUUUGGACAGCCUUCCUCUGGUCUCCGGGUUGGGGGUGGGUAAGGGAAUAGGGGUGGGAGCUGGGGGAAGUGCCGUCCUUGGAGAUGUGCUGGUGUCCAUCUCCCAGCAUGCUCUAGAGAGUGGCUCUGGUGCCCAUCCUCCCAGCAUGCUCUGGGGAGGCGGCUCUGGCUCUCGCCUUCCCAGCAUGCCCUUUACCACAAAGGGCUAUUUUUUUUCUUCUCUGUUUUUUUGUUUGUUGUUGUUUUGUUUUGUUUUGAUUUUGAUUGUCGUUCACGCCUCAUAGAACUUGGAUGAAAUCAGUG